Messenger RNA from Amphibalanus amphitrite, 1055 nucleotides. Its product is annotated as chromobox protein homolog 1-like. NCBI's taxonomy places the organism in Eukaryota, Metazoa, Arthropoda, Thecostraca, Balanomorpha, Balanidae. The coding region runs from base 151 to 735 and encodes 194 amino acids. Gene Ontology annotation, cellular component: pericentric heterochromatin; nucleus. Gene Ontology annotation, molecular function: chromatin binding. The transcript is spliced from 4 exons. Gene Ontology annotation, biological process: chromatin organization; negative regulation of transcription by RNA polymerase II. The record is from RefSeq and is a predicted model, not a curated record.
AAAAAAAUAAAUCGAGGGUUAUCAAAAAGCUACUAGAUUUGAAGCAACAAAUCGUUUCUCGUUUCCCGCUUCCGAGGGAUUGUGGCGCGGGUACCGGUGUUUUGUGUAAAGAAAUUUGUGAGGCGGUGACCGUUGGCACACACACUCACCAUGUCUGACGAGGCCAAGGAGCUGAAGGACAAGGCGACGGACGAGGAGGGAGCCGAGGAGGAGGAGGAGUACUCGGUCGAGAAGGUGCUCUCCAAACGCAUCCGAAACGGAAAGCUCGAGUACCUCCUCAAAUGGAAGGGAUAUUCAGAGGCUGGCACUGUGGCUGACCCGAGACGCCGUUCCAGUGAGGACAACACCUGGGAGCCGGCCGAGAACCUCGACUGCCCAGAGCUGAUCUCCGCAUUCGAGGAGGCCGACCGCAAGAAGAAGGAGAAGGAGAAGGAAAAGAAGCGGAAGACGGGCGCCGGCGGCGCUGGAGACGACUCGACCAAGAAGAAGAAGAAGCCGGCCGAGGACGACUCGAAGCCGCGCGGCUUCGACCGGGGCCUGGAGCCGGAUCGGAUCAUCGGCGCUACCGACUCGAGCGGCGAGCUCAUGUUCCUCAUCAAAUGGAAGGGCAGUGACGAGGCGGACCUGGUGCCGGCGCGACAGGCCAACGUGCGCUGUCCGCAGACGGUCAUCCAGUUCUACGAGGAGCGGCUUACCUGGCACACGUCCAACGCCGACGAGGAGGAUAAGAACUAGGCUCGCGCGCGCGCACGCGCGGUCUCUCAUCGGUCGGCCGGGCGCCGCCGCCACACUCCAUUUAUCAUCAUGGGCUGAAACUGGGCGGGAGGGGUGUCUCGGGGGCGGGGUCAGGGGAGGGCGGGGAUGUCGGGUAGGGUGUUCGCGCGCUGAGGUGUCUCGGACCGGCGGCCUCGGGCGCGGCGGGCGGGGCACGCCCACAGCCAAGCACAGUGACCUGCAGGAGCGUUCGGUCAGCGCCGUUUUCAUGUCUUAUUCCUGAGUUUUGGCCAUUCAUCAUUGUGUAGCAUUGUCCUUUUAAUAAAGGCUCCUUAGUGUGA